Messenger RNA from Arabidopsis lyrata subsp. lyrata, 923 nucleotides. RefSeq names its product putative H/ACA ribonucleoprotein complex subunit 1-like protein 1. Gene Ontology annotation, biological process: ribosome biogenesis; snoRNA guided rRNA pseudouridine synthesis. The record is from RefSeq and is a predicted model, not a curated record. Gene Ontology annotation, cellular component: box H/ACA snoRNP complex. The transcript is spliced from 4 exons. Bases 190 to 795 code for a protein of 201 amino acids. Lineage: Eukaryota; Viridiplantae; Streptophyta; Magnoliopsida; Brassicales; Brassicaceae. Gene Ontology annotation, molecular function: box H/ACA snoRNA binding.
UCAAUGUUAGAUUGAUAUCCGGUUUAAAUAACCAUACCCGGUCGAACGAUUACAGAAAACCCUAAAUACCCACAGUCUUGUACCAUUUGGUUGUCGUCGCUCUCAAUUAAACCCUAAAACCCUCCACUGAAGAGAGGCAGAGAGAAAGAAAAAAACGCAGUCUUUGAGGAAUCUGAGAAAGGAGAAAAGAUGAGACCACCGAUGAGAGGCGGCGGGGGUUUCCGUGGAAGGGGAGGACGAGACGGUGGUGGUGGCGGUAGAUUCGGUGGAGGUGGCGGUAGAUUCGGUGGAGGAGGAGGACGCUUUGGUGGUGGAGGCGGUCGCUUUGGUGGUUUCAGAGACGAAGGUCCUCCUAGCGAAGUCGUGGAGGUCGCAACUUUCCUUCAUGCUUGCGAGGGAGAUGCUGUGACUAAACUCUCAAAUGAGAAGAUUCCUCAUUUUAAUGCUGCCAUCUACCUAGAGAACAAGACUCAGAUUGGGAAAGUAGAUGAAAUCUUUGGCCCUAUUAAUGAAUCUUUGUUUUCUAUCAAAAUGAUGGAAGGUAUUGUAGCCACCUCCUAUUCUCCAGGAGAUAAGUUCUUCAUCGACCCUUACAAGCUUUUGCCUCUCUCUCGAUUCCUUCCUCAGCCAAAGGGUCAGUCAACGGGUGGACGUGGAGGUGCAGGUCGUGGAAGAGGUGAUGGUAGAGGUCGUGGAAGAGGUGGAUCUUUUAGAGGUAGAGGCGCUCCAAGAGGUGGUAGAUUUCCACCACGCGGUGGCUCUCGUGGAAGCUUUAGAGGCCGAGGAAGAUUUUAGAUUCUUCUCCUACUUUAUAAGCCUUAUCCAAACUUGUACCCUUUGUUUUAUCAAUGACUAUCGUUUUCCCAGAUUCUCAAUUUUCAAGACUUUUGUUUAAUCUAUGGAGUAAAAAAAUUUGCAUCAAA